Etheostoma cragini (Arkansas darter) is the source of this 1127-nucleotide messenger RNA. RefSeq lists its product as uncharacterized. Gene Ontology annotation, molecular function: signaling receptor activity. Gene Ontology annotation, biological process: adaptive immune response. Gene Ontology annotation, cellular component: membrane. The record is from RefSeq and is a predicted model, not a curated record. The transcript has 4 exons. The coding region runs from base 82 to 804 and encodes 240 amino acids. NCBI's taxonomy places the organism in Eukaryota, Metazoa, Chordata, Actinopteri, Perciformes, Percidae.
AAAGUCUCACAUAAAGGAAAUAGGAGGAGUACAACAUGACUAGUUUUGUUAUUUCUUAGUGUGUUUACAACUGAAAAGGCCAUGAAGGCGAGCUUGGCAUGUGUUCUACUGUUCAUUCAGGUUUUUGAAGCCUACACAGAGUUGAUCUUUAGGCAGCUGACAGAGACCCAGUCACUGGAGCUUUCCUGUUCCCCUCAGCUGGAGCAUAGCAGCCUGACAGCCCUCUACCUGUACCACCGCAGUGCUCAGAGCCAGACCACCCUGCUGUCAAUGGCCGAGGGCGGCAAGCCGAGGGUCGACCCGGAACACAGAGGGCGGCUGCGGAUCUGUGGAGGUCUGGACUCCCUGCAGGUCAACGUGACCAUGUCCCAUUUACAGUGCAGUGACACGGGACUCUACAUGUGGGAGCUGAGUUACAGAGGGAACCGCUCUAAUCACAUCCUCCUCAGUGCUCAAAAGGUGUUCUUGUUGGUUGAAGGGACAAGGAGGUCAUGCCGGUGCUCUCCCAGUUACCCUCCUCUGCUCUUGACCAUCUUUACAAUAACAGGACUUCUUCUACUCACACUCAGCUGGCUGGUCAUAGAGAAAUGUGUGAAGGCGAGGCAUCAUCAUAGACCACAACCUCCGGUUCCUAUAUAUGAGGAAAUGACCAGGAAGCAGCAGAGUGCAGGAAUCCACCGAAAUAACCCAGAGGCCCCAUCACACCUGGAGGAAGUCAACUUCCCAGUCUACGCCAACCCCAACAUCCGACACCCACAGGACAACUAUUACGCCUGCCCCAGACAGCUCGCCCUCAGAGCCUGAUGCGAGUUCCGGCAUCGCACUAAAGGCGCAGAGAACAUUUACAGGAAGACCCCAGCUCUACUGCAGCAAUAGAAUAUGAGAGCAAGAGCGGACUUCUCAUCCAGGAAGUAAAAAAGACUGGUGAGAAAAAAAGCAACAGAGACAAACACCAAAUGGCAAAUUUUUAACAGCCAAGAAAAAAAAAGAAGCUAUUUUAUUAAUAUUGAAAGAAGCUCCAUAGUUCAUGAAAACAUUUGUUUCGGUGCAUGUCAUGUAACAAUCACAUUCUAUGAGGAGAAAGAUAUACAGAGAAAAAAAAUAAAACAUUACAAGCCACUGACUUU